Messenger RNA from Varanus komodoensis (Komodo dragon), 1062 nucleotides. It is a transcript of the gene GDF15, whose product is annotated as growth differentiation factor 15. Lineage: Eukaryota; Metazoa; Chordata; Lepidosauria; Squamata; Varanidae. Gene Ontology annotation, biological process: SMAD protein signal transduction. The transcript has 2 exons. Gene Ontology annotation, molecular function: growth factor activity; cytokine activity. The coding region runs from base 1 to 1062 and encodes 353 amino acids. Gene Ontology annotation, cellular component: extracellular region. The record is from RefSeq and is a predicted model, not a curated record.
AUGCCCAGGUGCUCGCAACGGGGUGGCAGGUGUCUGGCUGCCGGUGCACUGCUUCUGCUCCUCCUCUCCGGCGGGGAGCUCCGGCCACAGGGGGCACAGCAGGCGGCCCAGAUCGAGGCGGUCAAGCAGGGCAUCCUGGCGCGGCUGGGCCUGCAGGGACCGCCGACCCUCUUGGAAGCACCGGGCCAAGACGUGGUCAAAAAGGCGCAGCGGCUGUACCGGGAGGCGCUGGCGCAGCUCCGCGGGAACCAGACUCGGCGGCCCGCCGCCACCGCCGUUCACCGCCUGACCCCAAAAUUGACACGGAUGCCUGCGGGUGAAGCCCCUGCAGGCCUGCCAGCCAGCACCGGGCCCCUGUACAGCCUGGAGCUCUCCAGGACAGCGUCGCUUCCCCACGGCCCCCACGUCCUCCGGGCCGAGCUGGCCAUGUUCAAGCAACUGCUCGGCCUCCCAGGCGUGUCCCAGGCCAACUUCACAUGGCCGGUGCGCGUCCACGUCUACCAGCUGGGCGGUGCAGCUCCGGAGCUGCUCUCCUCCCAGGAGAUCUCGGUGGCCUCACAGACCCUCAGCCUCCAGGGCGCGGUGGAGCGGUGGCUCGCGGGCCCCGAGCCCGGCCUCCGGCUGGGGCUGACCUUCUCGCCGGACGUGGGCCCCUGGCCGGAGGGGACAGCGGCGCUGCCGCUGCUGCUGGUGACGCGGGAGCAGGGGCGGAGGAGGCGGGCGAGGCAGCUGGAGCAGGAGGAGUGUGCGAAGGGCGACGGGAAGUGCUGCAUGCGCUCGCUGAAGGUCUCCUUCGAGGCCAUCGGCUGGGCCGACUGGGUGGUGGCUCCCCGGAGCUACUCCAUGCGCUUCUGCGAGGGCUCCUGCCCCCACAACUACAAGCCGGCCAGCAUGCACGCCCAGAUCAAGGCCCGGCUGCACAGCCUCUCCGGGGAGACCCCGGCCCCCUGCUGCGUCCCCGCCGCCUAUGAGCCCAUGGUGCUUAUGCACUACAGCAGCGACGGGGGCGUGGCCACCCAGCUCUUCGAGGACAUGAUCGUCACCCGCUGCCACUGCGCGUGA